Molecule: messenger RNA, 631 nt
Organism: Triticum aestivum (bread wheat)
Lineage: Eukaryota; Viridiplantae; Streptophyta; Magnoliopsida; Poales; Poaceae
Exons: 4
Coding region: 126-614 (162 amino acids)
Source: RefSeq, a predicted model, not a curated record
CAUACGUGUGGCGCACCUGCUCCGCUCACCCUCGGCACGUGUCUCGCCAACAGUCAAACGGAGCAGAGGAAGGGGGAGAGAGGAACAGAGGCAGAGGAAGGAGAUGAGAGGUCGGCCGGCCAUGGAUGGCAGUGGUGCCAAGGCGGGCUAUGCGCACCACCACGGCACCGCCACUCGAGGCCUUUAGCCGCACCGUCGAGCUGUGCAACUUCGGCAUCGGCCUCGUCGCCGGCUUCCUCCUCGUCACCUGCGCCUACUUCUCCAACACCAAGUUCGACGCCAUCCACAUCGGCCCGCUCAUCGGCCCCUCCGAGAACCAGAUUGCCUCGCCGGUGGGCACCGACGGCUCGAAGCGCCAAUUAGAUUUGGGCGUGUCGGGGCAGGACACAACCUUGUCCAUGGAGGGAGCAAGGACAAGGUGCUGGACACGGACGGUGAGGACGACAGAAGCAACCCCUCCUCGGCGUAAGGUAGGCAGUGUCCUGAUCUGGAGUCAUCCAGAAGUAUCUUUCCUGAUCACGGUGACACUUCUACUGGUAGAGCUACAUGUAGUAGUUGACUGUAUGGAUAUGCCAGAUGGAUUGAUUGAUCGUUUCAUCCCAGUAAUUGAAUGAUCCACUGAACCAAGAAA